Molecule: messenger RNA, 3881 nt
Organism: Biomphalaria glabrata
Lineage: Eukaryota; Metazoa; Mollusca; Gastropoda; Planorbidae
Product: chitin deacetylase 7-like
Exons: 6
Coding region: 395-1783 (462 amino acids)
Biological process (GO): carbohydrate metabolic process
Cellular component (GO): extracellular region
Molecular function (GO): chitin binding; hydrolase activity, acting on carbon-nitrogen (but not peptide) bonds
Source: RefSeq, a predicted model, not a curated record
CGGUCACCGAAUCGUUGCGAAAUGUAAUUACGAAGGAUCAAUUUAGCGACGUUCAUAACAUGGUCUAUCAAACAAAUGUCUAGAUAGACGAUCGACUUAGCGUAUUUCCACAGGAGUGCUAGCAGUGGGUUCGUUGGUGUGGAGGGGGAGGGAUAGGUACUUUGCUAUCUAUUUAUAAUUAUAUCCGGGAAAUGUUCCUAAGAGUGAACGCGUCUAUUUAAACUCGGCUACAAAGUUGAAGUAAUCAUACCCCUGUCUGUUUGUGCUAUUCCUCUUCGGGCUGAUUUGUUGCUUUUUAUUUGACACAGUUCAACAUCAGUGCAUUAUUUUUUAUAAAUUAUUAAGUUAAACAGAUUUUUGUGUGAUUUUUGAAAGACUUUUUUUUCAGGUGACAAUGUUCAGACUUUGUGUAUUUAUUAUUGUGUUAAUCACUCAGGAAAUUAGGAUCACAAAUGCAUUUGGUGAGUGCUUGAACGUAGUGACUCUGGAUGGUGUACGAACAUUGGCUCAUGGGCAAAAAGUCUGUGCGCCCCCGAGAAAUGGAGAGAAUGAACUGGGGAUUCGUUAUCUGACCUGCAUCCAUGGCUCUGUUUCCAUCACGACCUGCCAUCCGUCACUCAGAUUUGACAUUGUGACGGGAGUGUGUAACUGGCCACAGUAUGCCUCGUGUUCAACUGCAGAAAUACUAAGUACUACAGCACAAAGGCCGGCAAUUACAACUCAGAAACGGCAAAGUACGACAACCCCAAAGCCAUCUAUUACAACAACACAGAAAGCACAAACUGUACGAAAUCAGAGCCCUGAAAUCUCAACCAGUGGCCUGUGUUCUGCAAACAACUGCAGGCUGCCAAAAUGUUUCUGCUCUGGAAGUCAGCCUAACUUACCUGUCUCGGACACGCCCCAAUUUCUUAUGCUCACGUUCGAUGACGCCGUGACACCACAACUAUACGAGAACUACUUUAAGAGUCUGCUAGUUGACAACGCUUAUCGCAUUUUCAACCCGUCUGGAUGCACCAUUAGGUCCGCCUUCUAUGUGUCCCAUGAGAACACAGAUUACAGUAAAGUGUUGAGGUUGUGGCAAUCUGGACAUGAGAUUGCGUCACACACAAUACAUCACAAUCUACCUACGGGAGACAGUCAGAAGGACUAUCCUGAAAUGGCAGCAGAGAUCGAUGGACUGCGACAAGAAGUGUUCAAAGCCUUGGGUAAUAAGACUCUAGUGGAUUCCAUCAACGGCUUCCGGGCUCCGUAUCUCAGGGUAGCCCACGAUGUCCAGUACGACGUUCUACGUGACUACAACUUCCUGUACGACACAUCAGUGACCAGUGUAGAGCUGUGGACAGGUCAAACUCCCCUCUGGCCAUUUACUUUAGACUACGUCAUCAAAAGAUGUAACAAUCCCCCAUGUCCGACCAAAUCUUACCCUGGACUGUGGGAAGUGGUCAUGAACGCCUGGAUGGGAGAAAACGAAUUCCCUUGCAGUAUGGUGGACACUUGCUCACUGGCUUCUGGUACGUUGGACACGGCCAAUCAAGCAGCCUGGGAAGCAUUGUACAACAAAAACUUUGCCCUGUUCAACAAAGCUAAAAUCCCAAUGCCUUUCUUUACUCACGGCUCAAUGUUCCUGCGGUCCCCGAGCUCCUACACGGCUCUGGUCAGUUGGUUGAAGAGUCUGCAGACAGAACGCUCGGAUGUCUGGGUGGUUACCCCACAGCAAGUGAUACAGUGGAUGAAGAACCCGAUGACCAAUAAUGAGAUGAAAGCACAAAGAUGGGGCUGUUAGGUCAAUGUUGUCAACUAUAGAUGUUUGGAAAGACCGGAGGUAUCUUGUGUGGACAUGUAAUUUUCGUAUAAAUGGGAAAAAAAUCAUAAAUAAAUAAAAGUUAUUAUUUCGAUAUUUUCCUUACCUCGACAUUCUAAAAAAUGAUCAUAAACUAUUCUUUUACCUUAAAAAUUGCUGGCUCUGGAAAAUGUUAAUUCUAAAUUAUGUCACUUCUGAUUUAUUUGUUAUUUUAAAGUUAUAUGUUACUUCAAAAUUAUGUUACUUCAAAAUCAUGUUAUUUCUAAAUUAGAUGUUGCUUCGAAAUUAAAAGUUACUUUUAGAUUAUCUAUUGUUACUUCCAAAUUGAAUUACUUAACUGGGUGUAUAUAUGUAGCUGAUGUUUUAUGCUAAAUCUGAGUUUCUUUUGAGUUUCUAUAAAAAUGUCUUUUGUUGUCAUUUACUACUGUCUUUAUCAAUCAAUACAAACAUUUAAAUACUUCACAUUAAGUACAACUGUACUGUGAUGAAAUGUUUUUUAUUAUUAUUAUUUAUUGUUAUGAAUUAGAGCAAUGGCUGGAUUGUUCUCUAAACUUCUUAAGGUAAGUUUGUUAAUUGACUCUUUAGAUGACCAAGCCAGUUUCUUUUUCAGUUUGAUCACGUAUUAGUUGGUUUAGAAACAACCCCCAGGUGUCAUUGGUCAUCAUCAUUGCCCUCUAUGGUGUAUUUCUAGUAAUAGAAUUGGAGCUGAUGAUGAGUUCUAGUUGUAUAUAGGUAUAAGGAACGAGUCUCCAGUUAACUGAACAGUAGAAUAGAAACAUUGGCAUAUUGUUGGAUCUUUUUUCGUCGAGUCUUGGGAUACGACAAACCAAUGACUUUACAGAAUCUAAUCAUUGGUUAACAUGCCUGACGCGUAGGUAUUAGUAAUCUUCUUUUUUGAAGUAGCGUCUGUAUUUUAUAGAUCAUAGUAAGAGGACAAUAUAGAGAAGUUCCUACUUUAUGUUUAAAUAAUAAAGAAAGACUGUUUAAACCAUGCAAAGGGAUGUUAAUGAUGCUCAUAAUAAGAAAAAAUACGAAUUAAUAGUUAGUUCCCCUGAGCGCCUUCCAUAGAUGGAAUUAAGAGCUGUAUUAACGGUAAAUAACACAUUUUUAUGAAUUCACUAAUUUAUUCGGUGAUCUUUCUGAACUUUCUGUAAUAAAAUGUGUUGUCACGCAGCACCAGCUAAUUUAUGGCAUUUCAUCUCGACUGGAUAAAGAAAACAUUUCCAAAUAAAUGGUUCAUGGUAUGACAAUAAUGAGUGGAAAAAAAUGGUUUUAAGCGCGUCCAACAAAAUGUUUUGAAUUGUCAAAAUAAAACAUGUCAUUGUAGAUUUAAAAUAACAAGCAAGAAAAAUAUACAAAAAGACCUUUUUAAAAAACACAGUACCCGUUUAUACAACUUCUAGAGCGAUUAUUUUGCUAAUAAUUAAUGAAUGUUUGAUUUAAAAAAAAAAAGGAACAUGUUUUACCCCGCUGCUUUCCCCCACCCUACCCCCUAGAAAAAAAAAUCCUGGUUAAGCGAAUAUACAAAUCUACUGCACUUUAUAAUAUUCUAACAAUAGGCCUUUAGAUCUAGAUUGAGAAGAAGUUGCGCAAAAUGUUCUUGAUUAAUAUAAUUCAAACAUGUGCUAAAAAAAAAACAAACGCGCACGGUCUGUUCAACAGAAAUAUGUUCUCGUUCUCUAAUCAAAUUUAAAUUGAUUUCUUUCUAAACUUUAACAAUUGGUAACGGUCUUUCCAGUGUGGCCAACUGGAUCAUAUUUUUUCCAUCAGCUGUCAAAGUUCUAGGAAAAUCGUUAGAGCCGUUUUCGAGAUCUGUGUCUAGGUUCCACGCACCCAUCCAGGUUCCAUGAAGUUAUGAGCUGAAUAGAGGUAUUGUAAAAAUAUGUAAAUAUAACAUUUACUAUAUUUUUUUAUGUCUCAUUUUAACAAUGUCGUGUCUCAAUUAGGCUACUCCCGAAUUACCUACUGCACAGAAAGCAAAAUGUUUUGUUGAUUCUGUUACGUGUUGACAAUUAGUUAUUUAUUCUUGAUUGUUACAAUUGGAAGAGAUAUGAAUAAACUAUUUAUGAUUUGAAACAAA